Molecule: messenger RNA, 2850 nt
Organism: Eubalaena glacialis (North Atlantic right whale)
Lineage: Eukaryota; Metazoa; Chordata; Mammalia; Artiodactyla; Balaenidae
Gene: TMEM117
Product: transmembrane protein 117
Exons: 8
Coding region: 321-1865 (514 amino acids)
Biological process (GO): intrinsic apoptotic signaling pathway in response to endoplasmic reticulum stress
Source: RefSeq, a predicted model, not a curated record
CCUCCAGCUGCGGAAGCUGCCGCACAGCUGGAGCCGGCGCAGUCUGCGCGGCGCUGUCGCCCUCGCGCUCCCGCUGCCCGGCCCGCGGCCGGCGGACUUUGCGGAGGGCCCCCGGCGUAGGCGGCGACGGGUGUGGGCCGAGCCGGUAUUUAUAGCUCGGUGACAGCUGCGGUGGCAGCGACGCCGCCGGUCCGUCUCGCCGCGCUUGCCAGCGAGGCCGCGGGCGCGGCGGAGGGCUGCGCUCCACCGGGUCUCCCGAGUGCGGACGCCCUGAGCCCGCGCGGCCCCCUUGGUAAACUACGGAAUUGAAGUUUUGAAGGAUGGAUAAAGACUUUCGUUAUUAUUUCCAGCAUCCCUGGUCUCGGUUGAUUGUGGCUUACUUGGUGAUCUUCUUUAACUUCUUAAUAUUUGCGGAGGACCCAGUUUCUCAUAGCCAAACAGAAGCCAACGUUAUUGUUGUUGGAAACUGUUUUUCAUUUGUAACAAAUAAAUACCCUAGAGAAGUUGGCUGGAGGCUUCUGAAGGUGCUUCUAUGGCUACUUGCCAUUCUCAUAGGACUAAUAGCUGGCAAAUUUCUGUUCCAUCAGCGUUUGUUUGGUCAGUUGCUUCGGUUAAAAAUGUUUCGAGAGGAUCAUGGAUCAUGGAUGACAAUGUUCUUCAGCACAAUUCUCUUUCUCUUCAUAUUUUCUCACAUAUACAACAUGAUUCUUCUAAUGGAUGGGAACAUGGGAGCAUAUAUCAUUACAGACUAUAUGGGCAUCCGAAAUGAAAGUUUCAUGAAAUUAGCUGCAGUAGGGACCUGGAUGGGGGACUUUGUCACAGCUUGGAUGGUCACUGAUAUGAUGCUUCAGGACAAGCCCUAUCCUGAUUGGGGAAAAUCUGCAAGAGCUUUCUGGAAGAAAGGAAAUGUUAGGAUUAUUUUAUUCUGGACGGUUCUUUUCACUCUGACAUCUGUGGUUGUACUUGUCAUUACAACUGACUGGAUCAGCUGGGACAAGCUGAAUCGGGGAUUUUUGCCCAGUGAUGAAGUUUCCAGAGCCUUCCUGGCUUCUUUUAUCUUGGUCUUUGACCUCCUUAUUGUAAUGCAGGACUGGGAAUUCCCACAUUUCAUGGGAGACGUCGAUGUAAAUCUUCCUGGUUUGCACACGCCUCACAUGCAGUUCAAGAUUCCUUUCUUCCAGAAGAUCUUCAAGGAGGAAUAUCGUAUUCACAUAACAGGUAAAUGGUUUAACUAUGGGAUUAUCUUUCUCGUCUUGAUUUUGGAUCUUAAUAUGUGGAAGAAUCAGAUAUUUUAUAAGCCUCAUGAAUAUGGACAGUAUAUUGGCCCAGGGCAGAAGAUAUAUACAGUGAAAGACUCAGAGAGUCUAAAGGAUUUGAACAGAACCAAGCUAUCCUGGGAAUGGAGGUCCAAUCACACCAACCCUCAGACUAAUAAAACCUAUGUUGAGGGAGACAUGUUCUUACACAGCAGGUUCAUAGGGGCUAGACUUGAUGUCAAGUGUCUGGCUUUUGUGCCAAGUCUGAUAGCUUUUGUGUGGUUUGGAUUCUUCAUUUGGUUCUUUGGACGGUUUUUGAAAAAUGAACAAGGCAUGGAGAAUCCAGACAAAGCUUACACACGCAUGAAAAGAAAAUCCCCAUCAGAACAAAGCAAGGACAUGGGAAUCACGCGAGAAAACACCCAGGCCUCAGUGGAAGACCCGUUGAAUGACCCCCCCUUGGUGUGCAUCAGGUCUGACUUCAAUGAGAUCGUCUACAAGUCUUCCCACCUAACGUCGGAGAACUUGAGCUCGCACUUGAAUGAAUCGACCAGCACCACAGUGGGCGACACAGAUCCAACGACUUCUAAAAGUACACCGACGAAUUAGAACCGCUUAUUGGGGGAUAGCACAAAGAGCAACCCUGGGUGUAACUUUCAAAAGUUAGUCUUUCCUUUUGUAAAUGUUAAGGUUUAUGUAGCGUUAAGUAAAGAAUUACAAACAAUGCCACAACGGUGCUCAACAUGCUUUUUCUAGGACUCAUUGUUUUCUAUUUGUAUACCUGUGCCUACAGUAUAUCUAACAGUCCUCUAGAGAUUGCUUUUUCACAGUUGCACAAGCUACUUACUGACUUUACAGCCUAGUAGAUUAGCUGGUUACCCAUGUAUCUGAUGUUCAACCAUUGUGGUGCCUUGAGACAUUAAACUUUUUAACUGUACCAGAAACGAAGUGUGGAACAGUUCUCUAACCUGCUUCACAUGGGUUUUUUUUCAUACAAUUAUUUUGAUCUCCACUUGAUGUCUGAGCAGGAAACAGAUAUAGCCAAGAUGUGGCUCAGGAAGUAUGUCUCGGUUUCUUAUUCAGCAGCGGAGUUGGUGACUUUGACAGCUGGACUGCAGAGAAGCAUUGUGAUUACCUUUGAAUUUUUAUUGGCUGUCUGCCAAACACAAAUACAGAUGCAGAAUUCAAUAAUAGGGGAGUGAUAAUCCAUCAUGGGUCACUACUUGUGAAAUGUGACUUUCUCCAACCAGUAAUUGCAAUUAGAUAAUAAUACCCAAUUAUGUUUUCCCAAUUAAGGUAAAUUGCUACCUGAUUAAAAAUCCUGCCCUACACCUUUGGGAACAAAGGUUAAGAUGCACAGUUAGGUGAACUCUCAAAUUUAUUGGCAUUUACACAAAGCCCUAGAAAACCAAGAAACUGAAGUUUUAAUCAUGUGAGGGUUGCACAGCCUACCAUUCACAAUAUUUGUACAUCUUUCUGUAAAUAUGGUUGUUGACAGUGAAAAUUGAAAAACAUAUGCCAACCCUGAGCAAGAGAACUCCUCUAAAAAAAUCAUGCUGUGGAACUUUGUAAGGUAGAAAAAAGGAUGUGCAUG